ACAUUACAUUACAUUACAUGAGUUAACUGUUCCUUCUUCUACUUCACUUUCCAUUCCUUAUAUAACCCUCCCCUUCUCCUCCUAUGUUUUCUUUCUCAUCUCAUAAUUUUUUAUUUUCAUUUUUUUAUUUUCCUUUCUUUUUCUCUUAGUAUGAUUGAUUAUUCAGAUUGUUAGACCUUCCUUUCAGCUUUCAACUUUGUCACUGUACCUUUGAUUGAUAGGAUAUUGAUUCCUUGGAUACAAGUUUCAAAUGAAUCCAACUGGAAGCUUGUGUGCUAACAACUGGGCAAGGUCCUCUUCUUCCUUGGCCCCUACUCGGAAUGGAUUACAAACGAAUUUGUCCUCAGAUCCUUCCCCUUUUUAUAGGGUGGGAAUUGAAACACCUUUCAAAGAAAUCAACCAACCAUCUCGAACUCCGUCUGUGAUUCCGGGUGAAUCUAACAUUGAUAUUAAGAUCACUGAUCAGGAAACAAGUAAACUUCAAGAUUGGGAUUCUAGUGUUAUGUUGAAUAAGCUUUCGUUUUUGGAAGAAAAGGUUCAUCAGCUCCAGGAUCUAGUGCAUUUGAUUGAUACUAAGAAGUGUCAACCUUUUGAACAACCUUGUGAACUUGUGACUCAAGAACAACAACUCAUCACAGCUGAUUUAACAUCAAUUAUUGUUCAGUUGAUCUCUACUGCAGGGAGUCUUCUCCCUUCUGCUAGGAACACCGUUACAAACACAAGUCCAUUGCUUGGACAGCUUAGCCAGCUUCACGGGAUUAGCCUUCCUUUUGGAACAGGCACAAGUUGUGGUAUUCAGCCACAAAAUAAUAGUGCUAAUACAUUUUUCGAUCAGUCUAUUCAGAACAAUGUACCUAAUAAUUGUGAAAUGGGGCAAAACAAUACUGUGGAAGAACAUGAACAUAAAGACGAAGAAGAUAUGGAAGAGGGAGAGAAUCUUGCUCCUGGUUCAUAUGAGAUUUUACAACUAGAAAAAGAAGAAAUCCUUGCACCUCACACACAUUUCUGUACAAUCUGUGGCAAGGGCUUCAAGAGGGAUGCAAAUCUUCGAAUGCACAUGCGAGGCCAUGGUGAUGAAUACAAAACUCCAGCAGCCCUUGCAAAACCACACAAAGAAACUGGGUCCGAACCGAAGCUUAUCAAGAGGUAUUCGUGUCCCUAUGGUGGCUGCAAGCGUAACAAGGAUCACAAGAAAUUUCAGCCUCUGAAGACUAUUUUAUGUGUCAAAAACCACUACAAAAGAACACACUGUGAUAAGAGUUACACUUGCAGCAGAUGCCACACGAAGAAGUUUUCAGUCAUGGCAGAUCUGAAAACUCAUGAGAAACAUUGUGGCAAGGAUAAAUGGCUCUGUUCAUGUGGCACAACAUUUUCAAGGAAAGACAAGCUUUUCGGACACAUUGCUCUUUUCCAAGGCCAUACACCGGCUAUUCCUUUGGAAGACAACAAAGUAUCUGCCGAGCCACCUGAUCGAUGUGAUACCAGAGAAAACAGUGCUAUGGUAGGAAGCACGAACUUCUGUUUUGGAUCAAAUCCUUCAAGUGAAAAUGGAGUUGAUGGCAUUAUGGAUGUGAAAGGUAAUAUUGAUGAUCCUAUCAAUUAUUUCUCAUCUUUGAACUUUGAAGGCUGUAACUUUGGUGGGUUUAAUGAAUUUCCCCAACCUCCAUUUGAAGAUUCAGAAGGCUCUUUCUCUUUUCUCAUGUCGGGUUCGUUUAACUAUGCUCCUAAAGCUGGUGGUGAAUCAUGUUCUGACAAUCUGUAACAGUUUAUGUUGGGGUUAAUCUACAAACUAUCUAUGUUUUCUUUAGUACAUUGUUAAUGAAUAAACUUUUUGUUUCUGUUAGUUUUGUAAAGCCAAACCAAGUAUUUUGUGUAUUCGCCAUUUCUUAACAUAGAAAAAUAUUAAUGUUAAUUCUCUAUUGAAGCUUUCAUUAUUAUUUAUACAAACGAUGGUUAUGUGCACCCACAUACCAUUGAAUGCAGAUUUGGAGGA
Medicago truncatula (barrel medic) is the source of this 1993-nucleotide messenger RNA. Its product is annotated as protein SENSITIVE TO PROTON RHIZOTOXICITY 1. Bases 251 to 1762 code for a protein of 503 amino acids. The record is from RefSeq and is a predicted model, not a curated record. The transcript has 2 exons. Gene Ontology annotation, biological process: response to acidic pH; response to aluminum ion. NCBI's taxonomy places the organism in Eukaryota, Viridiplantae, Streptophyta, Magnoliopsida, Fabales, Fabaceae.